Molecule: messenger RNA, 3057 nt
Organism: Pseudozyma hubeiensis SY62
Lineage: Eukaryota; Fungi; Basidiomycota; Ustilaginomycetes; Ustilaginales; Ustilaginaceae
Exons: 1
Coding region: 1-3057 (1018 amino acids)
Source: RefSeq, a predicted model, not a curated record
AUGCGGAACUCGGACACUUGGUUUUUUGAGCGUUUGGCCAACUUUUUCGAGAAGGAAGGAAAGGUUUAUGGAAGCUUCAAAACGCUCCUCCUUACCUUGAUCAGGCCCAUCCGAAUCAUCUGUCGAUCUCAACAGGCGCAGGUCAUUCAGACACCGACUACGAUGUCGAGCUCGCUUCUUGGCAGCUCCAAUGGGAUGCCUGCUAUGGAGCUCCCAGCUCCCGCACGCUCCGCAUCUAGACUCGAGCUCCUCCUCAACCUCGUCGCCUCGUCUCCAUUCGAUUCUCGUCAAACGGAUGAGGUUCUCACCAUCAUCAGCCAGUCUGGACUGCUAGCACACGUCCCGCAAGACGAAACACAACAUAAGCUUACCGUCCGCAUCAACUCGCUCAUCUCUUCUCAAAAUGCGUUUGGCUAUCGAUUGGCACAUCUCUGGAUUCAGCAGGAUCCGGCCGUGUGGAACGAUCACCUCGUAACAAAUGCGGCCACUUGGGCCACACAGAUUGUCAACCUUCUCUCAGCCCCCGACAAGCUCCUGCUGCAGCGGCAACAGUCCGACCUUCUUCUCGCCGCCGCACUCCAGUUCGCCAUCUCCCACCUCUUUCCCGAGAACAUUGCAUCAAGGCAAGAAUUCUACCGACAAGUGGUGCAUCCAAACCUGCCAAAAGUAAUCAUAGGACUCACACAGCUGCUCGAAAAUAUCGCUGCAAAGCAACAUGCAGAAGGUCACGCCGCUUUCGCCACUCAGCUGCACACCGUCUUGGUCUUCACCAACAGAUUCCUCCAUGCCCAUCCCGCUCAGUUCCGCCCUGUUUCUUCACGAAUCCUCGAAUGUGUCACCGCGAUGCUCUACCGAGACGAUGCGAUGUCCAUUCCGCUUCCCAUCUUCAAUGCUGCAGCGGCUGUUCUCUCUUCAUUGCAUCUCACCGGCGCGCUUGCGGCCAAAGGCAGCGAAGCCUCGGGAGGCUCGAGUCGCACCACCCAGUCUCAGCUCUGGCAAGCCACCAUCGACAAUCAGAUUCGCCUUGCCACUGAAGCCUGGCGUCAUGCGACCUCGAGCUACCAGAUCACCGACUUGGCCCCAUCCUCCAGCGACUCGCAGGCCUCUACUGCUAACAAGCAUCUCCGUCCGUAUCCAACAGAUCCGCUGGCGGCGACCAAGGUAGCUCACACGAGGCUAGCGUUGCUUCUCGGAACUCGUGGCCGCUCCGGCCUUAUCAAUCUGCAUCUUCGAGGCGCAACUUCACGUCCGGUUCCUGUACCAGCUGGUCAGCUCGUCACUUUGGCUCUGGACGUGCUGAGGCUCGACGUCGCGAGCAGAUUCAAGCCUACUGCCGAGGCCAAAGUGUGCUCGCUUCAAGCGGCCCAUCUCCACACUCUUCAAACACGAGCUCUUGCACUCGUCGCUCAGGUGGCUAUCACUGCGCCGGCCGCCAUGUCGCUCGAGGCAACCAGGGUUCUUGGCGACAUCUGCCGCAUCGCCGAGGCAAAUGUCAACGCCGCUGUCUCCGAUGCCGCGAGCGUUCGCGUCAAAUUGGCUGCAAUGCGCACUCUAAAUGUGCUUGUUGGUAGGCAGGGGGUCGCUCUGCCACUGGAUCCUGCUGGUCGUGUCACGUUGCGCCUUGCUCGUCUAGCAGUGACUCAAGUUGCCAGAGCUGUCAUCCAGCCGGCACAAGCUCUGUUCGGUGCGGGUAUGGGAGAGACGAGGAAGUCGAAGAAGGCGCGUCUGUACGAGUCUGACUCCAUGUUCGCUUCCAGCACAUCGCUCAAGGAUCGCAUCCGUGAUUUGAGCGUCGAAGAGAUCGCAUCCACGCAAGCCUCUCUGCAGAUCCUCGUCGCCAUUCACCCUCACCUCACGACGAGCCUCAGCGCAGUCCACUACGACCAGAUGCAGCUCACCGUCCAGGUCGUCUUGGCUCUCGUCGAAUGCCUCGUCGAUUCGACCAGCACGAAUUCUGCUACGCUCCGCAGUAAGAGCGCUGGUUCUGGCGCACCCAGCACGGAAGAACUGCUACGAGAUGCUGUUGAGGCAUUGACGGAUCUGUGUCUAGAUUCGACGUCCAGCACACUUGCAUUGGUGCUGCCGAGAGCCAUCCCUGUGCUCAGUAGGAUCGCACAUGCACCUAGUGGAGCUGGCAGUGUGGCAGUUCGAAGUGUUGCGGAACGUGCCUUGAUGGCAGUGCAUGCCAGUAGGAAGGGCAAGUUUGUGCCGGUGGCUAAGGGUGUUGGGUUUGGUCCGCGUGCUGCGGGCGACUUGGAGGCUGCACCCGAGGGCGCAAAGCUGGGCGGUGCAUCUGACGUAGGUCACGCCAUUCCCGUCACGAGCGAGGCUUUGGGCUCGAGUAUCGUCGGCUCGAGCACUGCCGUACUCGGUGGCGCAAAGGAGAGCGCGUUCGAAGAAGGUGAUGAUGCAGUUGACGGCGACGAGGGGGCUGCGGAGACAAGGAUGGAUGUGGACGCAAUCACUGCCGAAUCCGCCGAGCUGUUCAAGUCAACUGGCUCGGACGCAGCUACCUCCGCAACCGCUACCACCGCAACAGGACUGGGAUUAGGCCUCCCGACCUCGCCACGACGAUCUCCCAUCGAAAAACACGUCUUGUCACCCGAUCCAGUGAAACCGGCUCACCGACCAAGCACACCCCGCAUCGGCAGCCCCUCGACUGCACACCCGGCGGCACUCUCCCGCACUGGCUCGCCAACCUCUGAUGCUGUCAACCUCGGUCCCGGCGGUGCCUUUUUGAGCCCUGGAAGACUUUCCACUACAAGUGUUAGUGUUGCGGUUGCUGCGCUACCGGCGAUUACGGACGCUGCGGUGGAAGCAGCAGCAGAGGUGGUCGAGACGCCAGCGGCGGUGGCUGAAGCUGUGCAGGACAUCAUCGAUGAUGCACCAGCCCGGGAAGGAGCAGCGGCGGUUGAGAUGGGUGGAGUUGCGGCAGGACAAGGAAGGCUUUUCAUGGGUGGUGGCAGCGAUAAUGAUGACGAUGAGGAUAUGCCCGAGAUCGACAUGGGUGAGUCGGAUGAGGAGGACGAGGAGGCUGAAGAAGCAGAGGAAGCUUAG